Messenger RNA from Trifolium medium, 520 nucleotides. The record is from the annotation of a GenBank genome assembly. Lineage: Eukaryota; Viridiplantae; Streptophyta; Magnoliopsida; Fabales; Fabaceae.
AUGUACUUGAACCCCGGGGGUAUUGAUUACUAUGAAGCAUUUUCACCUGUGGCAAGGCAUGAAACUAUCAGGCUUGUGAUUGCAUUAGCUUGUAGCAAGUCAUGGUCCAUUUAUCAUUUAGAUGUGAAGUCAGCCUUCUUGAAUGGUCCACUUGUGGAAAUUGUGUAUAUCACUCAACCACUUGGUUUUGUGAUUCAAGGAAAGGAAGAUAGAGUGUACAAGUUGCAUAAAGCACUGUAUGGGUUGAAAGAAGCUCCAAGAGCUUGGAACAAGAGAAUUGACAGGUUUUUCUUAGAGCAAGGCUUUAAGAAAUGUGUAACUGAACAUGGAGUUUAUGUAAAAGGGAAGAUGAGAUCAAAAGUUAUGAUCAUUUGUCUAUUUGUUGAUGAUCUUUUAGUGACUAAAAAUUGUGCUCAAUACAUUGAUAGAUUCAAAUUGAAGAUGAAGCAGGAAUUUGAAAGGACAGACUUAGGCAAGAUUGCUUAUUUUCUGGGCAUGGAGAUACUUAACACUUCAAAAG